AUAUAUAAAAAAAAAAUCAUGCAUUUAUGCUUUUAUGGGAAAUACAUAUAUAUAAGUGGCGACCCGAGAUCAUCGUAUUUUCCUCUGAGGAUUCGUCAAAACACGCCUCUGUCAACAAUCGUCCUCCGCUUCGCUUUCUUCUUCCGAUCCUCCCAAGAUUGAUAACUGGAUCUUAAUGAAUUCAACAACCACUGUGGUAUCUGUCGUUUCCUGUAAAUCGGGAAACCAGAACGACUUCUUUUGCUGGAUUUUGGUCUGCUUACUGUCAAAGUUCUUCAAGACUCCAACUGUAUACGAGAACUUCCUUUUGAUUAAGGACAUUGAUAAGACUCCUUUGGCUGUAUGCAACUUGGAGUCCUUUGAAGAGCUUCAUCCAUAGGAGCAAUUGAUAUUUGGCCAUCUGCAACCCACGUCAUUAUUUCCUCUCUGCAUCCCUGGUUGAUACUUGGCAGCAUGGUUUCCUCUCAGUUACCUGCUCUUACCAAAACUGACAUUUCCAAAUCAUUCCAAAGUCAGCUAUUUUUCCCAGUUAACAUUCCUGAUGUCGUUCCCUCAGAUAAUGUUGAGUUAGACUUCUCUGAUGUGUUUGGUCCUUUACCAGGUCAGGCCUCAAUUGAAAUUGGUAAUGGGGAGCCUGAAAAUUCAGUGCCUACGGCAGAUGUGACUGAUCUUAUCUAUGAUGACCCUGUGGUCAUUUACAACCGAUCACAUUCUUUGGUUGGCCCCUCUACUUGUGUCAGUCAAUCUUUGAAACUGAGCAUGCUUACCAUUCAUGAGACAGAAGACGGAAUGGAAUUUGUGGAGAGCAUCAGUCAUGAGACAGUCAAAGAAGUUCAGGAGCUUUUGGUUAAUGAUUGUAUUGUUAAGGAAUCUCUGGAAUGUGCUGCUGAUAAUUCCAUUAAGGUCCAGGGUGUAGGCCUUGAAGAUUUUGAGUUUAUGAAGGUUGUUGGUCAGGGUGCAUUUGGAAAAGUAUUUCAGGUGAGGAAGAGGGGCACAUCAGAAAUAUAUGCAAUGAAGGUUAUGAGGAAGGAUAAGAUAAUGGAGAAGAAUCAUGCUGAAUACAUGAAAGCGGAGAGGGAUAUUUUGACCAAGAUACAACAUCCCUUUGUUGUCCAGCUAAGAUACUCAUUCCAAACCAAAUAUAGACUUUAUCUUGUGCUGGAUUUUGUGAAUGGAGGACACCUAUUUUUUCAGCUCUUCCACCAAGGACUUUUCAGAGAGGAUCUGGCACGUAUAUAUGCGGCAGAGAUUGUUUCGGCAGUGUGUCACCUUCAUUCUAAUGGCAUAAUGCAUAGGGAUCUUAAACCUGAAAAUAUCCUACUGGAUGCAGAUGGCCACGCCAUGUUGACUGACUUUGGCUUGGCGAAGCAAUUUGAUGAGAAUACAAGAUCAAACUCUUUGUGUGGAACUGUAGAAUAUAUGUCACCUGAAAUUGUUCUUGGGAAGGGCCAUGAUAAGGCUGCAGACUGGUGGAGCAUUGGAAUCUUAUUGUUUGAGAUGCUCACAGGGAAGCCUCCAUUUAUUGGUGGGAACCGUGAGAAAGUUCAACAAAAAAUAAUAAAGGAUAAAAUCAAGCUGCCAGCAUUUUUGUCAAGUGAUGCACAUUCUCUAUUGAAAGGGCUUCUACAAAAAGACCCGAGCAAGCGCUUAGGCAGUGGACCCAAGGGGAGCAAAGAAGUAAAGCGCCAUAAAUGGUUCAAGCCAAUCAACUGGAAGAAAUUGGAUGCUAGGGAGAUCCAGCCAAGUUUCCGCCCUGAAGUUGCUGGACAACACUGCAUUGCCAACUUUGAUAAGCGUUGGACUGACUUGCCACUUCAGGAUUCUCCGGUAUCCAGUCCAACCGCCAAUGGCAACCUCUUCCAGGGCUUUACUUAUGUGAGGCCUGCAGCUUCCUUUCUUCAGAGGAACAGUUCGGCGUGCUAGUAUGGCUUCUAUGAGCUGCACUUUCUAGGAGGCAUUGCUUUUCCUUUUUUUAGUGCCAUGUGAUGGUUUAUUUAGGAUCCCCAUGUUGGGUAUAAUAUUAAACUUUUCUUAGGAAGUGUUACCAGAGAAGGUAAACUGUGUGUUUGGCCAACAACCAUUCUCUGAUGUAUUAAUCUUAUUAUCAAAAUACUUUUUGUUUUUUCAAACAAAAUUUCAAUAUUUGACUUGAUGACAAGGUUUGCUUUUGCAAAUUUGUAAGUUUGAAUCUUGGGUUUGUGUUGAAAUUUGUGAAAGAAAGGAAAAGGUAAGAGACAACCCAAAAUUCUUUGGGAAGCAAUUGAA
Camellia sinensis is the source of this 2265-nucleotide messenger RNA. Its product is annotated as serine/threonine-protein kinase AtPK2/AtPK19. Gene Ontology annotation, biological process: protein phosphorylation. The record is from RefSeq and is a predicted model, not a curated record. Gene Ontology annotation, molecular function: ATP binding; protein serine/threonine kinase activity. Lineage: Eukaryota; Viridiplantae; Streptophyta; Magnoliopsida; Ericales; Theaceae.